GGUCAUGAUGGAACAAUUGGUGAUCCGGGGCCAAAAGGUGAAACUGGACCUGAUGGGGCACCGGGACCAAAAGGUUUCCAAGGUAAUGUGGGUCAACCAGGCUUAAAAGGUAUGGCCGGGCGUGAUGGUCUGAUUGGUGAACGCGGUUUGCCAGGUCCAAAAGGAACCCCCGGUGAUCCGGGUGAAGACGGUCUGCGUGGUCCAUACGGUGAACCCGGAGAGCCUGGUGGUUCAGCGGAGUGUACUGGAAUUUUACCUGGUCGUCCUGGUCCACGUGGUAUGCCCGGAGCUCCCGGAGCUAAAGGUCAACCCGGUCUUCCCGGUGUUGACGGGGAUCGGGGAUUAAAAGGCGCUAUCGGACCACAAGGCCCAAUGGGUGAUAUGGGUCCUGACUGUCCCAUCGGACCUCCGGGACGUCCUGGACCUAAGGGUGCUCCAGGUGAGCCUGGUCGACCCGGUCUAGUCGGCUUUCCAGGUCGUCCGGGAGAUGAUGGUUUCCCAGGAGACAAGGGUGAAUCUGGUCGUGGAAUGCGUGGAAUGCCUGGUGAUCCUGGAGAUCGCGGUCCAGAUGGACCUCCCGGUCCCAAGGGUCCAAAAGGUGUACAGGGUGAACGAGGACCACCCGGAACCAAGGGUGCUGGUCUCCCUGGUCCCAUGGGAGAGAAAGGUGAAAAAGGUAUUGCCGGGCUGAUGGGAAAACGCGGUAAACCUGGUACACCAGGUCCAGAAGGUGAACCCGGUGAUCGUUGUAAUCCUUGCAGACAGGGUAUCCCUGGAGAGAAAGGUGAAAAAGGUGACCAAGGAAUUCCUGGAACACCUGGACCACGCGGACGUGACGGUUCAAAAGGAGAACGAGGUGAUCGUGGUGCACCAGGUAACCCCGGGCGAAUGGGGCCUCCGGGUUACGAGGGUGUUCCCGGUGACCGAGGUAUUCCCGGACCGAAGGGUUUCAAAGGUGAACCGGGUGAGACGAGAACGGAAUAUCAAGGAGUUGUCAAAGGUCCGAAAGGUUAUCCUGGUGUGGACGGCGUAAAAGGUCAAAAAGGAAUAAAGGGAAUGUACGGUGACGCAGGCGAGAAAGGUGAUCGUGGAUUGGAAGGCCCUCCUGGUGAUCCUGGACAACGCGGUUUGCCUGGACAAAAGGGUCCGAAGGGAAUGCCCGGUGAAAAGGGAUUCAAGGGUCAACCGGCCGAGAUGUUAAUAGGUUUAAAGGGAGACAAAGGUACCCCCGGUCGAUCUGGUCUUCCUGGAGAGCCUGGUGUUCCUGGCAUUCCUGUGGAGAAAGGUGAUCGUGGUCAGAAAGGUGAACCGGGUCCCCGCGGGGACAAAGGUAAACCGGGUGGUGAAGGACCACCGGGCAAACCCGGUGAUGAUGGGAUUCGUGGGGCGAAGGGUGUACCUGGUCGACCUGGACCACCGGGUCCAAAAGGUGCCGUCGGUUAUCCGGGUGAACCUGGUGAACGGGGUGAUAGCGGUGAUCCUGGACUACCUGGCCCCAUGGGUCCGAAAGGAGAUCGAGGGGCACCGGGUCCAGUAGGUGAUCGCGGUCCGUUCGGUCCAAAGGGUGAAAAAGGUUCUCCUGGGUUGCCAGGAACCGGUGAGAAGGGUGAUCGCGGCAUGCCUGGAGUACCGGGAAUGCCAGGACCAAAAGGGGAGAGAGGAGAACCCGGGCUCACUGGAGCACCUGGAGAUCCAGGUCUAUCUGGAAGACAAGGUGAAAAGGGAGUCGAAGGUCAAUGCCUCGGUCCAGCGGAGAAAGGAAAUGUGGGAUUGCCCGGUCCGCGUGGUCCUGAUGGACGUAAAGGAGAAAUGGGUCUCAAAGGCGUGAAAGGAGAACGAGGACCUGCGGGAGAAGUCGGCAUUCCAGGCGCGAAAGGAGAACGUGGACCUGCUGGUUUACCUGGGGCAAACGGUGAAGUUGGUGAUCCAGGUCCCACUGGACGACCUGGAGUGCCUGGUCCUAAGGGUUUCGAAGGAGUUCCCGGACCAAAGGGCCUGCAGGGAGAACCAGGAGCUCCGGGUCUCGAUGGCAUCUUUGGUGAAAAAGGUGAUAUGGGACCCCCGGGCAAGAGCUUCUUCGGCGAAAAGGGUGACAUUGGAGACAUGGGUAUGCCAGGAGAACAAGGCGAGAAAGGAUCUACCGGAAGACCGGGUAUCCGAGGUGAUAAGGGUGAACCUGGUCUGUCUGCGAAUGCUAUUCCUGGUGAUGUAGGAGAUCCUGGUGAUAUGGGUGAGAAAGGCUUUGCAGGAAUGCCUGGUGACCCUGGUCAGGCCGGUCCACGAGGUGAACCAGGAACACCUGGUCCAAUGGGACCAAAGGGUCUACCUGGUGAACCAGGUCAACCUGGAUUACGCGGACGGCCUGGUAAACCGGGUAUGGAUGGACGCCCGGGUGUAACUGGACCCAAAGGUUUCCCCGGUGAGAAAGGUAUUCGUGGUAUCAAGGGUUCUCGUGGUGAACCUGGGCCUGCAUUGGUCGGUCGAGAUGGAGAGCCGGGUGACAAUGGGGAUCGUGGUGCUCCCGGAAUUCCUGGACCAAAGGGAGAUAGAGGAAUACCAGGUGACGUCGGACCCAAAGGAGUGGCUGGCAUCCCAGGUCGCGCAGGUGAAAAGGGUCAACCUGGAAUGACCGGAGAAAAGGGUGACACAGGCCCAACUGGACCUGAUGGUUUCCCAGGCCCCAUGGGAGAGAAAGGUGAUGUCGGUGACCCCGGACCACCGGGUGAUGUCGGCAUCGAAGGUCAAAUGGGUGUGAAAGGUUUUGCAGGUGCGCCAGGACAAUGUUUACCGUCUCCAGAGAGUCCUGCGGGAGACCCCGGGCCACAAGGUCCACCUGGACCGGUCGGUGAAAAGGGAUUGCCGGGUAUUCCUGGAAAACCUGGUAAAGUUGGACCGCCUGGACCUCCGGGACGUGGUCGCCCCGGGGCUAGAGGAGAACCGGGUGACGUUGGAUUACGUGGUCUUCCUGGCGAAAAGGGUCUUCCUGGUGAUAUUGGUGACCCCGGUGACCCAGCACAUCCCGGAGCAAAAGGUGAACGUGGUCGCCCUGGCCCAGUUGGUGAAAAAGGAGAUAUUGGAAUGGCUGGUGAUCCUGGCCCAAUGGGACCUGAAGGGGAUCCCGGAUCAAUCGGUGAAGUUGGCUACCCUGGAGAAGCCGGAGAACCUGGACGGGAUGGAAUUCCUGGGGAUAAAGGUAACACUGGAUGGAUCGGACCCCCCGGACCGACAGGAGAUCGUGGAUUGCCCGGUGACCCAGGACCAAUGGGUUCACCUGGUCCAGCGGGUGACGAUGUUACCGGAAUUACUGGUCCAAAAGGUGAUAAGGGUGAUAAAGGUUUCCCUGGGCAGAAGGGAAGUACUGGAAUACCAGCUGGUCGCGGACAAAAAGGACCAAAAGGUGAAAUGGGUUUGCCUGGACCGCAAGGUCGUGAACCUGGUAUGCCUGGAGCCAAAGGUGAACCUGGUGUACGCGGACCUCCAGGAGAUAUGGGUCCUCGUGGAGCACCGGGAGAUCGAGGUCCAACUGGUCCCAUUGGUCCCAGUGGACCACCGGGACAAGCAUUACUGUCCACCUACCUAUUUACGCGACACUUCCAAAAUCCUGAUGCUGAACUCACUUGUCCACCUGGAUCGAGCAAGAUUGGCGAAGGAUACAGCUUUGUCAUGGCUAAUGGGAACGGAGAGUUGGUCACCAUGGACCUCGGAUCGCACAGCUCUUGCAUAAGCAUGUUCAGUAUUAUGCCAUUCUUCCAAUGCCUUCGCGAUGGCACAUGUCAGUUAGGCGUGCGUGCUGAUCGAUCGUACUGGUUGGCAACCACUGAACCACUGCCCAUGAUGCCGUUGGAUGUGGGUGAGGUUCGAAGACGUGUUGCAAGAUGCGUGAUCUGUGAAGCCCCGACACAACCGUAUGCGUUCCAUGCCCAGGGCAAUCAACUUCAUGAUGUUUACUGUCCAAACGGAUGGUCAGAACUGUGGAACGGAUACAGUUUUGUCAUGCACACAGCUGGCAGCACUGGUGGUGGACAACAACUGUCAUCCCCUGGAAGUUGCCUGGAAUACUUCCGAUAUUCUCCACUUCUAGAAUGUAACAACGGCAUGAGUCUUUGUCACUACUGGUCUGAUGCAAAAGCAUACUACCUGCGACACGUGAACAACGGUACCGAAUUCCAGAGGCCACCAGGCAAAUAUAUGACAGAAGACGUGAGAGAUGACACAACCGUUCUGCGGGAAAUCAGUCGCUGUCGAGUUUGCAUGAAGCGACGUUUCCAAAAUUAUAUUGUCUAA
Molecule: messenger RNA, 4284 nt
Organism: Echinostoma caproni
Lineage: Eukaryota; Metazoa; Platyhelminthes; Trematoda; Plagiorchiida; Echinostomatidae
Source: the annotation of a GenBank genome assembly